AUGUCGGCGGCAAUAGCAGCAGGCACGAAGAGGAUCAGGGAGGAACAAGGAGAGGGGGAAACUCCGAAUAAACGGGCGGCAUCGGCUGUACCUGAAGACGACGACGACAGCUCCUCGGAUGAUGGUGUCGGUCCUUCCCUUCCAUCUGCAGCUAAUACUACGAAAAAGAGGAGAACUUUGAAGCAUGAAGCUUUAUACCUUUCGAACCUGCCGAGCCAAACCCGGUACUACCGUUCUCUCAUGCACCGCGAUAAUGUCGCUUUUGCAAACUGGACACCUUUCACCGAUUUUCUAAUUACAACUUCAACGGACGGCGUCAUCAAGUUUUGGAAGAAACAAGAUGUGGGAAUCGAAUUUGUCAAGAUGUUUAAACCCCAUGCUGGAGAUAUCGUGGGUGUGUCGGUCAGUGCAGACGGAAGAAGCUUUGCAAGCUGUGGAGUCGAUAAGACUGUUAGGAUAUUCGAUGUGGUUACAUUUGACCUCAUCGCCAUGUUGACGCUAAAACAUACACCGACAUCUAUCUGCUGGGUUCACAAGAGGGGUGCAUCGUUACCGAUCCUCGCUGUAGCGAACGAGUUGAACCAAAUCCAGAUAUUUGAUGGGAGAGGGGAGAACACGCAACCAAUACACGAAUUAAAUAAACUACACCGAAAGCCAGUUAAUGCUAUGGCAUUCAAUAACGUUUUUGACUGUGUAGUAUCAUCGGAUGUUGGUGGAAUGGUGGAAUAUUGGCAACCGCGCGAUGACUACGACAAGCCGAGUAGUGUUUUUGAGUAUAAGGCCGAAACCAAUCUUUUCGACUUCAAGAAAACAAAGUCCGCCCCAACAUCUUUAACGAUAUCACCCACUGGAUUGCAAUUUGCGACAUUCUCAUUACCGGAUAGGCAAAUUAGAGUAUUUGACUUCGCUAGUGCUAAACUUGUGAGGAGCUAUGAUGAAUCAAUUGAAACGAUAACGACGAUGCAGCAGGCAGGGACAGCGGUGCAGAAAGUGGAAGAUGUUGAUUUUGGAAGACGACUGGCUGUCGAGAAGGAGAUUGAAGCAGAGUCGGUUCGAAGCAAGAUCAAUGUCAUCUUUGAUGAAAGUGGGCAUUUUAUUCUCUAUGGGUCGAUACUCGGCAUUAAAGUUGUGAAUACUGUUACGAACCGAGUUUCGAGGCUGUUGGCAAAAGACGAGACGGGAAUGGGGAGGGCUGUCAAUUUGGCACUUUACCAAGGCGCACCAAAGAAGAAGCAGGUGGUUACGUUGGACAUGGCAGCAUCUUCGAAUCCACUUCUACAAGAAGCCGGGCUUCGAGAUCCAAUGCUCGUUUCCACGGCUCAUAAUAAACAGCGCUUCUACAUGUUCAAUUCAGAUGGCGAUGUCAAUAAGUCAGAACGAGAUAUCUACAACGAAAAGCCAACUACGACGGCUAAGGGAUCAGCCAAGAUUGAGACGAAAGCGAAGGAGUCUGGCACGGCAGCAAUCCUCCAUACAACCUUUGGCGAUAUUCAUAUCCGGCUGUUCCCGGAGGCCGCGCCCAAGUCCGUCGAGAAUUUUGUUACACACGCGAAGAAUGGAUAUUAUAAUGGCCUAAUAUUUCAUCGUGUUAUACCCAAAUUCAUGAUCCAGACCGGAGACCCAUUCGGAGACGGCACUGGCGGUGAAAGUAUCUGGGGUAGAGAGUUUGAAGAUGAGUUCUCAACAUUAAGACAUGACAAACCAUACACUGUCUCGAUGGCAAAUGCUGGCCCGAACACAAACGCUUCCCAGUUUUUCAUCACAGUGGAGAAAACUCCCUGGCUCGAUAACAAGCACACCAUCUUUGGGCGAGCGGUGCAAGGUUUGGACGUAGUUACGAAGAUAUCACAAGUCCGGACACACAAAGACAAACCGCUCCAGGACAUCCAAAUCAUCAACAUUGAAAUAGUUUAA
Molecule: messenger RNA, 1914 nt
Organism: Orbilia oligospora ATCC 24927
Lineage: Eukaryota; Fungi; Ascomycota; Orbiliomycetes; Orbiliales; Orbiliaceae
Exons: 5
Coding region: 1-1914 (637 amino acids)
Biological process (GO): protein peptidyl-prolyl isomerization; protein folding
Molecular function (GO): peptidyl-prolyl cis-trans isomerase activity; protein binding
Source: RefSeq, a predicted model, not a curated record